Molecule: messenger RNA, 483 nt
Organism: Perognathus longimembris pacificus (Pacific pocket mouse)
Lineage: Eukaryota; Metazoa; Chordata; Mammalia; Rodentia; Heteromyidae
Gene: Sem1
Product: SEM1 26S proteasome subunit
Exons: 3
Coding region: 116-328 (70 amino acids)
Biological process (GO): double-strand break repair via homologous recombination; proteasome assembly; mRNA export from nucleus
Cellular component (GO): proteasome complex; proteasome regulatory particle, lid subcomplex
Source: RefSeq, a predicted model, not a curated record
GGUGAGCACCAGCUUCCGCCAGGGCCUUGGCGGCGGUAAGCUGCGGCGGCCGUUUGCGGUAAACGUUUUCCACCUUCGCUGUGGGACCACACGGCGCCGAGCGUGGAGGGUCGCAAUGUCAGAAAAAAAGCAGCCGGUAGACUUGGGUCUCCUGGAGGAGGAUGACGAGUUCGAGGAGUUUCCUGCCGAAGAUUGGGCUGGUUUGGAUGAAGAUGAAGAUGCACAUGUCUGGGAGGAUAACUGGGAUGAUGACAAUGUAGAAGAUGACUUCUCCAAUCAGCUACGAGCUGAACUAGAGAAGCAUGGUUAUAAGAUGGAGACUUCAUAGCAUCUAGCAAAUAUUGAAGUAAACUUGAACUGUACACUAAAUUCUAGGACAAAGAAACCAGGAUGGGAUAUUUCUAAAAAAUAUAUGUAUUGUGUAUUUCAUUACCUGCUUGAAUUUGUUUUUGUAACAAAAAAUAAACAUUUCGCUGUACUCUU